UAAAUCAAGUCUCCAUCAUGAACAUCCUGAUGUGGCUAUAGGUUAGUUUCUUGUCUUUCUUUUGACAUCAACUUUAUGUGAAUUGUGAGCUUGACAUGCUGAUUAUCAUUUGCACAUGUUGAUACUGCAGUAUAAAUCAGUCAUAAUUGUCAUGUGUUGGUUACGAGUUGUUGUUGUUCUCAGCUGUUGGUCAACUGGGAGUGUAUUUAAUGGGAGUAGGAAAGUUGGAUGAGAGCGAACAAUACUUGAGAGAAUGUCUGGACAUACACAGACAUUCACUCCAAGAGAAACAUCCUCAUACAGCAUUUCCAUUGAAAUAUUUGGGAGAAUGUCUUAUGAAAAAAGGGAACAACAAAGAAGCAGAGAAACUUCUGUCUGAAGCUGUCGACAUUGAAGCAGUUGGUCUCCACCAAAACCAUCCUGAGAAAAUCUCCACAUUGAUUUUAUGGUCAGAAUGUUUGCUAAAUAUUACUGACUACAAACGUGCCCAGCCUGCUCUGUUUGCUGCUCUUCAAAUCAUCAAUAGUAACCAGCAGCCGAGCAACAGCAGGCAGAGAUCUGAAGUAAUGCGUCUACUAAGGAGACUGAGCCCAUUCCAACGGCCACAAUCUGGCGAGACAAUUAUUGGUGAAGGGAAAGCAGAAGAAGUGGAACAGACAGAUGAGAGAGGAAAUAGACUUGAGAGAAAGUCAUCGAUUGAGGAUGAGGGUGACGAUCAUCCCGAUCAAUCUGCACCCACAAUGGAAAAUGUUGACAUUUCUGAUCUGUGCCACCCAUUGUGGGUGGGUGGUACAUUGGAAGUGUUGCACGUUGGUAGCAGUGAUGGCUUGUCAUUCCACGAGACGAUGGGCAGUGAGGGAGGAGAGCUGAGUGCUGGCAGUGUGAGCAUUACUGUUCCAGCGGGUGUCGUUCAAUCACCAACACAAUUCUCCAUUCAUUCAUUCAUGCAAGAUAAGUAUAUGCCUCUCGUCUCUGCUAGUGGCUACCAAGUGGUCAGUCCAGUUAUUUUUCUUGGUCCCCAUGACGUCUCAUUCAGCAAGCCAAUCAAAGUGUGUAUCAACACCAUAGCUGAUGUGACUUCAGCAGGCGUGUCGUUCACUCUGAUGAGAUGUGAAUCAAGACUCGAUGAGACGAAGUGGAGAUGGCGUGGUGUGGUAGUGUAUUCUCCUGAUACUCAGGAAGUGCAGUCACAUAUUCCAUUUGAUCCCAACAGCUGGUCAGUAGAGGUGACCAGUUUUAGUGGGUGGGUGUGGCUUGUUAGUUUUAUUAAGAGCCCAACCAUUUUAUUCAGAAGGAAGAUGGGAUGUGUAGUUCUUGGUCGAAGUCUUUCUUCUUGCAAAUGGUCAUUGUCUGUGCAUCUUUUCAAUUCAUAUGAAGAAAUUGGUCAGAAAAUUAUUCGUGACCAUCAAGGACAUGUAUCAUUGCCUGCUAUCCAGCUCUGUCCAGUGACGGAAAUUGUAGUUCGUAAGCAAGGUCAUGUGGUCAUGAAGCCUCAACUUGGUCCAGAAUGGUCAUUGUGUCGAGGUGAUGUAGAAGUUCAGUAUCCAACCAGACAUCUGUGGAGACAAUCAUUUGAUCACGAUCAUUGCUUUACAUUUGAAGUUGAAGCAAAUGGCCCUCAUCCUGAUAGUUUAGAAUUUCCUGUUCGUGUUGAGUACAUCAGACAAGGUGAAGUGGACUUCAGUCUCACAUUGGAAGCAGUUCACAAACUGUCCAAAUCAGCUGAUUCAUCAAAUUCCAGUUUACCUCCUCACUCUCCUUCUCUUCCACAUGAGGAACAGAAAACAUUCUACUUCUGUAGUGAAGAGGGUCUACAUUCCUCUGGCUUCACAUCUUCAUCAACAGCAACAAGGGAUAGAACUUCAUCACAAAGAUCAAUAAUACAACAACCUGCCAAUGUACACACUGUCAGUCAAUGUGGUGUUGGCCCCAGUUAUAGCAAAGUUCAAGAGAAAAGCUCAUUGCUAGUUCGUCUUCCGGUUGGAAGUGAAGUUCCUUACACAGGAUGUACUUUCCGGUACAUAGAUACUACAGGUCAGACAGUUGAAGAAGUUCCAGGAGAAAGGCUGGAUAGUCGUACAAUAGAAACUGUUACUCCUGCUUGGCCACAUGCUGAUCGAGUGGAGAUACACAUAUUUUCUUCAGAUGGACAAACUCGUCUCGGAUAUUUUGUACACGUUUUCAUUGACUCGUCUGCAGAGAUGUUACCUCGUAUUGUCAAUGAUUGUGAGGGUGACAGCAGCAUGCUACCAGGAAUAGUAGAUCAAGGGACAGAGAAAGAACAUUCUUCAGUCUCUGUUGUGAAGAGGAGGAGCUUGUCAAGUUACAGAUCUGAAAAAUUAGAUUUACAAGCAAUUGUGUCUGAUGUACAGUUUCUUGAGGUUGGCAUGGCUGUCAGAAGUCAUUGGUAUGAGAUUGGUAUUCGUCUUGGAGUCGACAUAGAAGAGUUGUCUGAUUGUCAAGAACGUUUCCCUUGUAACUUGGCUGCUCGCCUCGUGCAUAUCUUCUCACUGUGGAGAAAACGAGUGCACAAAGCAACUCUUGCAAUACUCCUGGAAGCAUGCAGACAAGCAGGUGUGGGUGCAGCAGCAGAGAAAGCAGUAAAGAAGGCACAAAAUCAAAGUGAAAUUGGAUAGAAUUACUAAGUUUGACAUUUUCAUUUAUAUUUGUUUUUAUGAUACGGGAUUUUGCUAAAGUCACGUGAUAAUGCGCAAGCGUACACUCCAAAGGGGUUUGCUCUUCCGGCAUAAAAAUGGUUGACAUUGUAUCAUACACAGUUUUCUGAUUCUCACAUUAGGAGAUGUAUAGUAUAUUAUGUUAGACAUUACAACAAGCACACAAUUAUGAAGAUAGUUUAGUGUAAAAUUCCCGUAUAUCCGGGAUUUUAAUUUCAAGUGACAUUGUACUUUGUAACGGUGAGAAACGUGGACGAAGAGUCAAUUCAGAGACACGUCGUCAAUCUCGUGAAGGAAGUAAAGGCUGUGAUUGAUAUCAACGACUGACUGUGUUUGUUGACAAAUUAAUUAAUUUGUUCUUGCUGUGCUGAUUCGAACGUUUGGAGCGGCAA
Messenger RNA from Corticium candelabrum, 3067 nucleotides. RefSeq lists its product as uncharacterized. Gene Ontology annotation, biological process: signal transduction. The coding region runs from base 210 to 2636 and encodes 808 amino acids. The record is from RefSeq and is a predicted model, not a curated record. Lineage: Eukaryota; Metazoa; Porifera; Homoscleromorpha; Homosclerophorida; Plakinidae. Gene Ontology annotation, molecular function: protein binding. The transcript is spliced from 13 exons.